Messenger RNA from Amoebophrya sp. A25, 1639 nucleotides. The record is from the annotation of a GenBank genome assembly. NCBI's taxonomy places the organism in Eukaryota, Dinophyceae, Syndiniales, Amoebophryaceae.
CAGCAACCCAAGGAUGCGGAUGGCAACGAGCCUGAAGGUCAAGAAUGCAUUGGCGGUUCUAGCAGUAACGCUAAAGAGCUCAUCCCGGAGUCGGAAGCGGCUGACCUGGAUGGUUCGCCCAUUUUCUCUCCGGAGAAAAAUGAGGAACGCAGCAAGAGCGUGGCGGGACAAAGUGCUAGUGUUGUUCUUAUGUGCUAGCUUUGAUUUAGAUUUCGGACUUAGUGCGUUUUUUUAAUGGGGACCUUCAUCUUCUUUCGGCAUUGCUUUGUAGGGAUGUCACCAUCUGAAAUUGAAAACCAAUUUUACUCUCACACCCUUACUAAAUUUCUAAAUCUGAUCUCUUCCAAUACCUCACAGAGCGUCGAGUCAGUUUGGGCCAGCAGAUUCCGUCUCCCCCAAAGAAACGCUUGUCACAAACGAACGAAUCCAAGGAGCCGGAAGCGGAGCAAGAGAACGCUGGCACUUUUUCUCAAUUUUCUAAUGAACCUAUUCUCAGGGAUGAUCUAAAUGAGCAUGUACGUGAAAGAAGUAGACUCUUUUCUCGUGUCUCUCAAUGUAAGGAGAACAUCAAUGCAGAUAUUUCUACGUGAAGAACAACCUGUCUCGCACUUGUGUUUUUCUUUAUCUAUUUUUAUAAUCAUCUCCGUUUCCAGGUAGAGCCCAGCAAACGCCUGCUAGCAGAAGCAGCAGCGAAGACAGCAGUGAUGUCGAGAUUACCUCCAACAGCUCUUCAUCUGACGAAGAGUCUAGCGAGGUCGAGACCACCAAGCCUGCGGCCAAGACCACGGCUGCGGCCAAGACCAAGGCGGCGGCCAAGACCAAGUCCAACGUGACGGCGAAGACCAAGGCGGCUGCCAAGAAGCGAGUGGGAGGCAAGUAAAGAGCUGAAGUGGCUGAUGGUAGAAGAGGCUGCAGUGUGCGUUGCGAACUACAGAGUCAGGGCACGAAGAAGGGGGAUAUGUUGAGCAAGUCUGUUGUUAAAUACCUUGGGCGUUGGUGGGGCUUACAUAAAAAAUAUAAACAUAAAAAACAGAAAAAAAUAUAAAAACGCAAAAAAUAUAAAUAUGCUCUUUUUUUUAAAGUAGUUGAAAAAACUACUACUUAUAAUAAUAUAUUCAUACUCGCUCCACCGGAGGUGGAGUCGCUUAGUACCCCUCGUCUGGUGAAGCGGUAAGACUUCGUUGGACUUGUAUGGGGUGUAGUCUGAUGCGGUCGAAAUCCGUACUACGGGGAACCAUGGGCUAAGUAGAAACAGGUGGUGCACUAACUGAAGUCUCAGCGCAAGCAGAGAAACUCUUCCUCCCUCGUUCAUCUAUUUCGUGACUCCACCUCCGACCCUCCGUACUAUACGAGAGCGCGCGGGGUUGGUAGGCUCACGAUUCUACUAUAUAAGCUUUUCCUUAUUUAUGAAUCGUUCUAACUUUAGUAGCAAGAGGCUAGUAUGUAGAUCGUAUAGAGUUAUUGGGUAUGGUAACUGGAGGGUAGGCAGUGUUGAGCGAUCACCAAUCCUCCACUGCCCGAGCUCCACCAACGCCCGACGGAAUGAACAGCUUGAUCCAUCUCCCCACUCGAAAUAUGUUCGACUCUUCGUAUCCCUGACAGGACCUAGUCUUUGACUUAUUCGCAUGCACAUUGUAGC